AUGGCGUGCGAGAUGGGAUGGGUGCCGUGGACAGGCGCCGUCUGGGUCGUCGACUUCGUCGCUGCCGUCAACGCCGCCUACGCCCACAUCCAUCCGUACGUCGCCGUCGUCCUUUGCCUUGCCGGUUAGUCCUUGCUCGUUGCAAAACAGAAGCUUCUGAGAGCCCGAACCGCGGUGUUUGAGGUACGGUGAUGAACGCCGUGACGGUGGUGGUCCUGACGCGACCUUCGAUGAGGUCGGCCGUCAACAGUUUGCUGUGCGCGAUCGCCGUCUGCGACAUCCUCGUCAUGAGCAGCGUUCUCGUCUUCGUCACGCAUUUCCUCAUUCUCGCCGGGUUUAGGUGCUUUCCUCUUGGUCGGGAUAGUCGACCCAGCAGUUGGAUCUAACCGGUUGAAGGAAGCAUUUUCAGAUGUCAGCCGAGUGACUACAGCCGUUUCUGGGCAUUUUUCCUCUUCUCUCAUGCUCAAGCCACUGUGAUCUUCCACGCAACCAGCAUUUGGCUUACGGUAGUCAUUUUUCAUUUGUCAUUUUUUCAAAAAUCUAAUGCCAGGUACUCCUGGCGCAGAUUCGUGUGUUCUCUAUCCGAAGAGCGACGACCCUGGGCAGCGAGCUCGUGUCGACCAAAGCGACGAUUGCGAUCGCGGCGGCGACGCUUCUCGUCGUCGUUGCUCUCAACGUGCCCAACUUUCUCACUUUCGAGGUCAGCCUGAAAACGGACUCUCUGUAAGAAGAUUCCACAGAUAAUGGAGAUCGAGGCGACGACUUGGUUGCCUUGUCUAGCCAAUCAGUCUUCGUUAGACUCGAAUGAAAUGGUCUACCUCGUGAGGCCCUCCGAGCACUGCGGACUACUCAAAGCAAGUUUUUACUCUGAAGUUACCGAUGUUUUGCUUUUCGAAAUAUGGGGUUUAAGAUAGCGUUCUGGACAAACGGGGUUCUGUUCAAAGUGGUGCCUUGCGUUCUUCUGACGUUCUCCAUCAUCGCACUUGUUAACAUUAUCCGCGACGUUUCCAACCGGAAAAAGAUGCUUGCACAGGUACGAGACUAAAGAACCCAGUUGAAAACAAAAAAACGAAAUCAAAAUAUCCGAUCAAUUGAAAUUGGAAAAAAAGAAAAAAAAAAUUUUUUCGCUUUAUUGAUAGGAACCGUAAGCUUCCGAUAUUCUUUUUUCAAGUCGCGAUAGAAGAAGAAAAAAAAAAUACUGGUUGCGAUUUACACGAAUUGAAAAUCAGAACGGAUUAUUCACGGGAGUGUACAAAAAAAAUUACAGUGGAGUCAAGGGUGGAUUCAAAUCUAAAUUUAGGGUCCGCAAGCCAUUUCUUCAAAACGAUCCAAAAAAUAUGUUUUUUACACUGUUCGAUAGAGGAGACUGUCCAUUUUCAUAAUCCGUUCAGUUUUAGAAAAAAGCUUCACUAAGAAAAAAGUUAUGGCCAAAAACUAGCGCGCGCGGCGUACAACUGGAGGCAAAAUCUCACGGUUUACCCGCUGCCGCACGCUUUCUUUUUAAAUGUUUUUACGCAUUUCUGAACCGUUUUCGAAUCGGUUUUCUGUUUUGAGAGGUUGUCCGAACUGAGCCUCAUGUUUUGGUAUGAAUCUUUUGUACAAUCCUCAUAAGAAUUUUUGACAAAAUAUCAAAAAACUACUUAGAAAAAAGGUCAGAAGGAAUUUUUAGCUUAUUUUUCGUUUUUCUAAUCUGAAAAAUUAUUAUCAUUCGAUUUGGAAGAAAGAAAAAAUGAAAAAGAAUGUUAUUUCGAAAUAAAACAGGAAAAAGUGCAAUUUGACGCCGAAAAACGGCUCCUGCAACAUUUAAAAUGGCGCAUCGGUGUGUUUGACGCAAGCACAGCUACGAAUGCUUGCACGAAUUCUUCCAAAAUUUCAAAAAAAAUUGCCAUUUUUUCGAGGUUUUCAAAGCCGUUCUUUUUUUCGCGUCGUUAGAUUUUUUUCAUAAUUUUUUCAUAGAUAGAGUUUUGAACGCUUAAUAACAUAAGCAAAAAUAUAGACGCGAUCCUAUUCUCUCAUGCGACAACGAGGCAGACGAAAAAAAGGAGGUUUUGGUAAAAACUCAAAUAUAAUUUGAUUCGCUGUCCCAAUAAUUAUUUUUCAUUCUGAAUUUUUUUAUUUUUUUGAACACAUUGUGAGUUUUUUUAAAUCAAAUAAAAAGUAUACCAUGUCGCUGAAAUUUUUUUCGCAUUUCAGCUUCAAAGUUUGGUGUCACUUUACAAGCUUCGAUUUUUUUCGCGUCGUUAAAUUUUUUUAAAUUUUUUUAUUCAAAAAAAUAAAGAAAGUGUUAAUGUAUAACAUACUUAAAAUUUAGAAGCGUUCCUCACUUGGUUUUUCUGAAACGCGACGAUUUUUGUGAAACUUGUCAGUUUUUUUCGUGUUAAAUCUUACUUUUUUUCGCUUAUUUUUUUGAAUAAUACAUAGUUUAAAAAAAUUUUUUUCAGUCUUGUAGAGCGUUGUCGAUUACAUAGUUUAACAAAAAAACAGUUUAUUUUUAAAGUGGGACUUUAGCUAGUAUAAACGCCUCAAAACCGUUUCUGCAACAAAAAAAUUGUCAUUUUGGUGGCGUGAAGGGGCGGGGCUUUGCGCCCCCUAUCUAAAUUUGUCUCAAUGUUCAUCAAAACCAUCGUUUUCAAAGUUCGGUAUAAUUUUUAAUGCAAAAAUAGAGUAACUCUCGUUCAUGGUUCAUUUUACAAAAAAAAAACGGGAACUCUUGUUAAAGGUUAUGAACAAGAAGCGGAUGCCGCGCGACCACACGACGCCGAUGCUCGUCGCCGUGCUGUCGAUUUUCCUCUUUGCAGAGUUGCCGCAGGGGCUGCUCCACGUGCUCAACGCCGUCUUCUCCAAGGAGACUUUCUACGAUAGGGCACGGCAGUAUCUGUCUAUAAAAUACAAACAGUUCUGCCCUGCAGAUCUAUCAGCAGUUGGGCGACGUGAUGGAUGUCCUCUCUCUACUCAACUCCGCCGUCAACUUCAUCAUCUACUGUGCCAUGAGCCGGAAGUUUCGCUCCGUCUUCGUUCAAAUCUUCCUCUCCUGUCUUCCUGAGAGACUCUACAGGUUUAUGAAACAAACAAAUCGAAAUAAAGAAAUGUUUUCUAGGAAAUACAUAACGGACUGGAACGCAGUGGUUGAGUACGAUUUUUCGAACAGGAAACCCUCAGCUCUGACAACCGACAUGACCAAAACGGAGCAGGUACUAAGUUUUGCCCAAAACACGGUUUGCUUCACAGCCGGUUUUCUUAAACAAACUUGGUGUUUACUAAAUUCGAUGAAAUGAACUUCUCAAACUUUUUAUAACUGAAUGGAUAACACAAGUCGCUGAAAUAAUUAUUAUCCAUAAUCUAUACUCUGAACUUAUAUUCUUUUAUUCUAUUACUUUAUAAAUAUUUUCGAUUUGGCAGUUGGCUCUGACUUCACAUCGCGUUUCGGCGACGUCGAUGCUUAUAACGCCGACGUCUCGGAAUGAACACGGAAAAAUGUACUCUGGGAACUUGCUCACAACUGGUUAUGCUCGUAUCGGAACAGCCUUUAAUGAUUUUCACAGGAGGCAGAAGCCAACGGGUGUCCUUCGAAGCUAAUCCAAAGCAGUUUGGUGCACGCCGAAGUCUUGAAAUUCACCAGUUGCAGUUUACAGUACCUCCUCCAAAGGUGAAUGAAGCGAAUAGUGAGGGAAUCGAGGAGUGAAAAUUUUUUAGAAAAGAUCGCAAAUUAUUAGAAAAAGCUAGACAAAAAAAAAGAACUUUCUGAAAGUUAGCUUACGCCGAUACACCAGAUAACUCAGUAAAAAGGAGGCUGGCCCAAAUUUAAGAGCAAAAAUGUGUUAGAAAGUAUUGUGAUAAAACUUGAAAGGCAGUCAAAAAGAAUCCGCUCAUGAAUAUUCCAUAUUUCAAAAUCAAAAAAAAAAAUCAAAAUGCUUCUUCAAUGUCUAAAAACUUUUCAAAUCUUGCGAGCAAUCAAAAAUAAGUUAAGAAUCUCAAAAUUCAGCCAUUUCUUUCAAUCGCUAUCACGCGUUCACCUAUCGGGAACUUUGUUUACAUUUCUCCUACUUAAAAAAAUUCGCAUUCGAGUAAUUUUCCAGACUCAGAGGCCGCCGGCCUUCCAGCGCUUCUUGCAAAUCUGGCGACGCGGCGAAAGUCCCGAGAGCAGUCCUUGCCGACGGAUCAACCUCCUGCAGUGUGAAACCAGUACGUCUCAUUAUUAA
Messenger RNA from Caenorhabditis auriculariae, 4199 nucleotides. The record is from the annotation of a GenBank genome assembly. Lineage: Eukaryota; Metazoa; Nematoda; Chromadorea; Rhabditida; Rhabditidae.